This is a messenger RNA of Beauveria bassiana ARSEF 2860, 1326 nucleotides long. RefSeq names its product ribosome biogenesis protein SSF1. Gene Ontology annotation, biological process: ribosomal large subunit assembly; rRNA processing. The coding region runs from base 1 to 1326 and encodes 441 amino acids. Gene Ontology annotation, molecular function: rRNA binding. The transcript is spliced from 2 exons. Gene Ontology annotation, cellular component: preribosome, large subunit precursor. The record is from RefSeq and is a predicted model, not a curated record. Lineage: Eukaryota; Fungi; Ascomycota; Sordariomycetes; Hypocreales; Cordycipitaceae.
AUGGCUCGUCGCCGAGUAAAGAAGAGAACGCACAUGGGUGCCAGUAACCCAGAAUCCAAUAUUCAGGGCCAUGCAUCAGCCAAGGAUCCCAAGAGUAUGGUCAUUCGCAUUGGCGCUGGUGAGGUCGGCACCAGCGUCAGCCAGCUCGCCACCGAUGUUCGCAAAGUCAUGGAGCCGGGCACUGCGAGUCGGCUCAAGGAGCGCAGAGCAAACAAGCUCAAGGACUACCUCGCCAUGUGCGGUCCGCUGGGCGUCACACAUCUGAUGCUCUUUUCCCGAUCUGAGAGCGGCAACACGAAUCUGCGCGUGGCACUGACACCGCGUGGCCCAACGAUGAACUUUCGCGUGGAUCAGUAUUCGCUAUGUCGCGAUGUACAGAGGAUUCAAAAGCACCCAAAGGGCAUGGGCAAGGAAUUUCUCACAGCGCCCCUGCUCGUCAUGAAUAAUAUGAGCCUUCCCGGUGCCGAUAGCAACUCCAAAGUACCAAAGCAUCUCGAGUCACUGGCCACGACCGUCUUCCGGUCCAUGUUCCCUCCCAUUAACCCCCAGGCGACACCGCUCAAGUCUAUUCGCCGAGUCGUUCUCAUCAACCGCGAACAGUCCGGGGAAGACGACGGCACAUUUGUCCUCAGUUUUCGCCACUACGCCAUAACAACACGACACACGGGCGUCUCGAAGCAACUACGCCGCAUCAACGCCGCCGAGAAGCUCAUGACGACCAAGACCUCGCGUCAAGGACACAUGCCUAAUCUUGGCAAGCUGCAGGAUAUUGCAGACUACAUGGUUGGCCAGGAUGGCGAGGGUGGCUACAUGACAGACGCGACCAGCGGCAGCGAAGCCGACACCGAUGCCGAAGUCGAAGUCCUCGACGCGGCGCCGCGCAAGGUGCUGUCGGCAAAGGCCCGACUGGCCGCCGCGCACAACGGUGAGGCGGAGCAGACCGAGGACGGCACCGUGGAGCGCCGCGCCGUCAAGCUCGUCGAGCUGGGCCCGCGGAUGCGCCUGCGGCUGACCAAGGUGGAGGACGGGCUGUGCGGCGGCAAGAUUAUGUGGCACGAGUACAUCAACAAGAGCAAGGACGAGGUCAAGGAGCUGGAGAAGCGCUGGCAGAAGCGGCGACAGGAAAAGGAGGCGCGCAAGAAGGAGCAAAAAGCCAACGUGGAUCGCAAAAAGGCGGAAAAGGAGGCGCGAAAGGGCAGCAAAGGGGACGGCGGUCAGGACGAAGAUGAGGAUGAGGACGAGGAUAUGGAGGAUUAUAGUGAUUUUGAUUAUGAGGCUGGUGGUGGUGAUGCGGGAGGCGGUCAGGACGAUGAAGACGACGAGUAA